AAUGAGCCGGGCGGCGGCGGCGCGGCGCGGAGCCACCACGGCCGCGGCGAUCGUGGCCGCCCCCGGCACCACGUAGGAGGCCCCCGCCCGCCCGUCCGCCCGCCCAGCGGCGGCCAGGCCUGAGCGGAGCCCGCGGCUCGCUGCCCGAGCCCUGCGCGUCGCCUCCCGGGCGGAGGAGGAGGCGGAGGCGGAGCGGAGGCGCCGCCUUCCCCGCGCCGCGCUCUCGCCGUUGUCUGCGCCCCGCUCUGGACCAGUUUGGGGAAGUUGCCGUGGCCCGGCGUCGCCCAGAUGUGCGACCUCAUUGAAGCACAGCCGGCCGAGAAGAUCGGCAAGAUGAAGAAGUUGCGGAGAACUUUGUCGGAGAGUUUCAGUCGCAUCGCUUUGAAGAAAGACGACACCACCUUUGAUGAGAUAUGUGUCACAAAGAUGUCUACACGGAACUGCCAGGGAAUGGACUCAGUGAUCAAACCCCUGGACACAAUUCCUGAGGAUAAGAAAGUCAGGGUCCAGAGGACACAGAGCACUUUUGACCCAUUUGAGAAACCGACUAAUCAAGUAAAGAGGGUGCACUCGGAGAACAAUGCUUGCAUUAACUUUAAGACCUCCUCCACUGGCAAAGAGUCUCCUAAAGUUAGGCGGCACUCCAGCCCCAGCUCGCCUACAAGUCCCAAAUUUGGAAAAGCUGACUCGUACGAAAAACUGGAAAAACUAGGGGAAGGAUCUUAUGCUACAGUAUACAAAGGGAAAAGCAAGGUAAAUGGGAAGUUGGUAGCCCUGAAGGUGAUCAGGCUGCAAGAAGAAGAAGGUACACCUUUUACAGCUAUCAGGGAAGCCUCUCUGUUGAAAGGACUAAAGCAUGCUAACAUAGUGUUGCUUCAUGACAUCAUCCACACCAAGGAGACGCUGACGCUUGUGUUUGAAUAUGUGCACACUGAUUUAUGUCAGUACAUGGACAAGCACCCUGGGGGACUGCAUCCAGAUAAUGUGAAGUUGUUUUUAUUUCAGUUGCUGCGAGGGCUGUCUUACAUCCACCAGCGUUAUAUUUUGCACAGAGACCUGAAACCACAGAACCUUCUGAUCAGUGACACGGGGGAGUUAAAGCUGGCAGAUUUCGGUCUUGCAAGAGCAAAAUCGGUCCCUAGCCACACGUACUCCAAUGAAGUGGUUACCUUAUGGUACCGACCUCCAGAUGUCCUCCUGGGCUCAACAGAGUAUUCUACCUGCCUGGACAUGUGGGGAGUUGGUUGCAUCUUUGUUGAAAUGAUCCAAGGAGUCGCUGCUUUUCCAGGAAUGAAAGACAUUCAGGAUCAACUUGAACGCAUAUUUCUGGUUCUUGGAACGCCAAAUGAGGACACUUGGCCUGGAGUUCACUCUUUACCACAUUUUAAGCCAGAACGCUUUACCGUGUACAGCUCUAAACACCUUAGACAAGCCUGGAAUAAGCUCAGCUAUGUGAAUUAUGCAGAGGAUCUGGCCUCCAAACUCCUACAAUGUUCCCCAAAGAACAGACUAUCAGCACAGGCUGCCUUGAGCCACGAAUAUUUUAGUGACCUGCCCCCACGGCUAUGGGAACUGACUGAUAUGUCUUCUAUUUUUACCGUCCCAAAUGUAAGAUUGCAGCCAGAAUCUGGAGAAAGCAUGCGGGCCUUUGGGAAAAACAAUAGUUAUGGCAAAAGUCUAUCAAACAGCAAGCACUGAUGAGCACAGCGCUCUCAAGAGAGCACAGGAUUAAGUUGUCAUCAUUCUGGGAAGAAAAAAAAACCAUUAAUGAAGUGGCCAAUCAGAGGAAGGGAAUCAUGGAUCAGUUUCCUCUCACUCCCUGUGGUGGAUUUCACUUACAAGAAAAUUGAAGCUGGCAAGACCCUGCUUUCUCUGCAAUUUAUUUAAAACCUUGCACGCAUUUGGAUAUCUUGUGAUUCCCAAGAACUAUGUGAAGAUUAAGCUUCGCUUACUGAUCCAUGGCAUGUAUUCUUUUCAGUCUUUUGUGUUUGAUUUUGUUUGAUUUCCCUCAGCAGCGCAGCGUCUCUGUGAAGGUUUUUAUGCUUUUACCAACCAUGUCUUAAAUACAUUAAGACAACACAUCUGGUGUUCACACUUCUUCAGUAAUAUCUGUACUUGAAAGCCACACAGUGGCAUGAAACAAUGUGCGCUUUCCUGGAGACCACUGCACAUUUUGCAACCACCAGGAACGUCAUGUUCAGCUAAAGCAAACCCAUGUUCUCUGACUGUUUGGCAACUUGGUCCCUGGCUGUGGGGCCCCCUUGUCGCCUACCUUUUGAGGACAUUUCCCAGUUUGGGGUUUUUUUCUUGGAAACACCACACAUUUAUAUAAGAUAUCAGAACCUGCUUAGCGUUUUCAAGCCACAUAGCAUGACUGUUUUCCAAAUAGGUUGGAAGUGAAGAACCAAGUAUCAAGCUUUAAGGACAAAGGACAGGGAUAAAUUGCUUCCUUUUCAACCUCUGGAGCUGGAGGUGACUUUUUACCUGUGUCCUGGGUCUCGUCAACAUCUUAUUGUUUCCAUGCACUCUUUGGCACGUGGUGUUUUCUUAGUGGAGAAAAGAGUGAGGAACAGAGCGUUCAAAACUUGGGUGCACGGAGUCGGAUCGGCUGCAUGAGCCCUGAAAGCCAUCUUUGCUAGUUAACACUUAAUAAGCAAGCGACAAAGGGAUCCAGAGUUAAAAACUGGCUCAUUUACAUCAGAGCACCUGUAAAUUACAUUUUGAAAACAUUCCAAGCUGACUGGAAGCCAUCCUUGGAGACCCUGACUUUACACUGUCUCCUGGGGAAAAAACUGUUUGAAUGAAGGUUUUAGAAGCAAUACAGGACUCAUGCUUUAAGGAUGGGAAAGGGGAACAGAAAGGCCUGGCUCCCCCUGUUGAAGGAGUUGAGAGACCUUGGAGGAUGAAGGCGAGGAUGUGACAUGGAGGGAAAAGUGGGUUGGGCGUUUGUGGUGCUUUGAUCUGGAGGGGAAGCUCUCUGAUGGAGGCCGUCUCCCAGGGGGACAGGCCUCACUGCAGAGUCCCAGAUAAUCCUCAGGCCAAGGGGGUGGUUAGGAAAUUCAUCGAAAGCAUGAAACCUAGCUCCUCAGGACACAAAUUCCUAUGGAAAUACUUCCUGUACAUUGUGUUACAUUUUCCUAUUAGUCAGAAAGAAGGAGAGACCAGGAACUUGAAAUGCAUUGCACUUUGGGGGACCAAGUCUAGGAAUUGUGAGCCAGUUUGACAAAGACUUUCUCUGAGAGUCAGGUAAGAGAAAGCUUUUCUAAUAGUCACACCCAGUAUACCUAGGGAAUGGGACCCAGACUUCCUAAACAUUAAAAUGGUACCGUCCCUGGAGUGACAUGUGAGUAUAUAAUACAGUCAAGGUCACAAUCCAUUGUAUCUAGAAGUAGCAUUCACUGUGAGCUUCUACAUGUUAAUUGAGGAAUUAUUUACUGGUUGGUGUUAAAGAGAAUAAAAGUUACCUGAGGCUAGAGUAUUUGCUACCUAGAAAGCUUUCCCACUCUUCUUUCAUGCAUUCCAACUCAUUAGUAGUCUUUACAGGUAUUUUGAUUUGUGUAUUUAAAUUAGGACUUCUUACAGAAAAUAUGGAGAAGAAAACUUACGUGCAAUUAAAAAACAGCCUUGCCUGUGAUUUGUCUUGAAUUAUUCAUUUGGGGGAGAGGCUUAACUUUUGUAUUUUACUAAGUUAAAACCGAGAGCAACUGAUGAUUAAAUCUUACUAUGUACUAAGCUUUCUAACUUGAAAAUUUGAAAAUAUUUAGUGUUAAAAUUCUUUAAUUAGGCAUAGUAGAGUCAUUCAGAGAUAUUGCCCCUGUCCCAGCCAGCUUCUAUUGGGGAAAGGAAACACGCUAGUACUCAGCAGGGGUAAAUCCGUUUUAUUGCUGGAGACAGACCUCUCAGAAGAUCUUGUUUAGGAACUUUUAGUUCCCCCUCCUUGCCAUCAGUACAGAACAUCCAAAGUUUGGUUUGUCUCUCCCACCUUUCCUCUCACAUUUGCAAUCAUGUUCUCCCCCCUCACCCCAGCCCUUUUAUCCCCACUGUCUCUAGCUGAGGGCAGCCACGAAAAUCAUUGCAGAAUGCGUUCAUUAGCAGAUUUAUUAUUCCAUUGAGAAAGCACUGGAAUGUUUUGUGAGAUUAUUUUUAUAGGAAGGAGUAGCUUGAAUUCAAACAGCUGGACCAGCAUGGGGACUGUAUACACACAGUAUUCCAAAAGGAAACGCAGGACUUCGUGUCCAUGUUCUUAAAGGAGCAGUGUGGUUGACUUAACAAUACAAGUUAGGUAGAACAUGGGGGGGGGGGGGAUGUUUGCAGUGCUCAGAAACAAUGGGGUAUAAAGCAGGAUGGCUGUCCACCCACUGAAACAAGUGAGAAGCUAUUUCUACCUCGAAAGAGUGAUGAGAAAAGUUCCAGGGGCGCCUCCUCCAGGCUUGCAGAGAAAGCAAGGCCUCUGGGCAUCCUUCCCUCAGUGUGUCCAUGACAACCAGUGUCAUCAAUGCCCUCAGUCAUGUGUCUCUAUCAGAUAAUCAUCUGUGAAUAUUACUGGUUUUGUAAUCUUUGUUAUAUAAGAGGAAGUUUAGGCUGUACAUACUGGGGUAGAUUAUUGCCUGCCCCCUAUACAUAGGAAUAUGCUGCAUAAUUGUGCAUAACUUCUAUCCCCUUUACUGGCUUGUAGGCAGAAGAAACCACAUAUGUUACUGCCUUGCAGUCCUCAUACACCAAAACCAAACAACAACAAAAAAGAAAAAAAAAAAUCUCAAACAAAAUCAGCAAUCUCCUAUUCUCAUUCCCUUCCCACAGCAGCAUAUUUUAGAGGCACAAAUAAAAUCUACAUUCUCUA
Myotis myotis is the source of this 4840-nucleotide messenger RNA. RefSeq names its product cyclin dependent kinase 14 (gene CDK14). The record is from RefSeq and is a predicted model, not a curated record. Lineage: Eukaryota; Metazoa; Chordata; Mammalia; Chiroptera; Vespertilionidae. The transcript has 15 exons. Gene Ontology annotation, molecular function: cyclin-dependent protein serine/threonine kinase activity; ATP binding; cyclin binding. The coding region runs from base 289 to 1698 and encodes 469 amino acids. Gene Ontology annotation, cellular component: cytoplasm; cytosol; nucleus. Gene Ontology annotation, biological process: protein phosphorylation.